UUCUUUCGUCAUACCGCUAUAAAGUUCCCCUUGUGCUCAUGUGCUGAAUAAGCCCGCCGUUUUAACCUUUGGUCGGUUCUAAUCUUCCAUCAAAAACCCAAAGCCACCCCCCAACAAAAGCAACAACUACAACAAUGGCUCUAGGUGCCUCAGGUGGAUCCAGCGUUGUUGUUCCUCGAAACUUCAGGCUGUUGGAGGAACUUGAACGUGGGGAGAAGGGUAUUGGAGAUGGUUCUGUCAGCUAUGGAAUGGAUGAUGCUGAUGACAUAUAUAUGCGUUCUUGGACCGGCACCAUAAUUGGUCCACAUAAUACUGUGCAUGAAGGCCGUAUUUAUCAACUGAAACUCUUCUGUGACAAAGACUAUCCGGACAAGCCUCCAAGUGUUCGUUUCCAUUCCCGCGUCAACAUGACUUGUGUAAAUCCUGAGACGGGAGUGGUUGAAGGGAAGAAGUUUGGCAUGCUGACAAAUUGGCAGCGGGAGUUCACUAUGGAAGACAUACUGACUCAGCUGAGGAAGGAAAUGGCAGCUCCACAUAACCGCAAGCUUGUUCAACCUCCUGAGGGUACCUUCUUCUAAUUGGAUGUGUCAUAAUAAGACUUGUAAUAGAAGGAAAGGACAUGUAAACUUAUAUAUUUCUGAUAUGUGAGUAAAUGUAUCCAACUUGUUUAUGUCAAUGGACAGUUAUCUUGACUGAGUGAAUCUUGUCUC
This is a messenger RNA of Coffea eugenioides, 710 nucleotides long. Its product is annotated as ubiquitin-conjugating enzyme E2 variant 1C-like. Gene Ontology annotation, cellular component: nucleus. The record is from RefSeq and is a predicted model, not a curated record. The transcript has 4 exons. NCBI's taxonomy places the organism in Eukaryota, Viridiplantae, Streptophyta, Magnoliopsida, Gentianales, Rubiaceae. Gene Ontology annotation, biological process: protein K63-linked ubiquitination; DNA damage tolerance. The coding region runs from base 135 to 578 and encodes 147 amino acids.